Sardina pilchardus (European sardine) is the source of this 5498-nucleotide messenger RNA. RefSeq names its product adenylate cyclase 7 (gene adcy7). Gene Ontology annotation, molecular function: adenylate cyclase activity. The transcript is spliced from 27 exons. Gene Ontology annotation, cellular component: plasma membrane. Gene Ontology annotation, biological process: intracellular signal transduction; adenylate cyclase-inhibiting G protein-coupled receptor signaling pathway; adenylate cyclase-activating G protein-coupled receptor signaling pathway. The record is from RefSeq and is a predicted model, not a curated record. Lineage: Eukaryota; Metazoa; Chordata; Actinopteri; Clupeiformes; Clupeidae. The coding region runs from base 793 to 4119 and encodes 1108 amino acids.
CAAAGCGGGGCCAGAACAUGUUGCGAGUGGGACUGAAGAGGCAAACAGAUCACUAGUGUAAGAUAAACCAGGCUAACAGAGUUCCUAGAAGAUCAACAUUCGUUUAGCGGAAUUUAACGCCAGCUUCUGUGCCCGGACUCUGCUGGGUUUAACCUUCCAGUGUGACGGCAUCCAGCGGAGUUGAGAGAGGAGCGAGAGGAGCCUCGUCGCCGGGACACGGGAAGAUUUCCGAGGACUGCUGGGAAAUCCUCAGCGCUGGUGGAAACCUUGACGACCAAACUGCCCUCUCUGUCUUUCUCUCCCCCCCUGUUCUCCUUCCCCUUCCCCCUUUCUCUCUCUCUCUCUCACACUCUCUCUCUUUCUCUCUCUCUCUCUCUCUCUCUCUCUCUUUCCCUAUCCCCCACUCCGCUGCUUUCUCUCUCCACAAUACCUCGGGAGGGAACUGAUUUGCUGGCAGGAGAGGAGGACUGUUACUGCCGGCCAAGUGAAGGGAAAGGGAGAGAGAGAAGAACGACAGACAAAGAAAGAAAAGAAAGAAAAGAAAGAGAGAGAGGAAUAAAGAGACAGCCAGAUGGAAGAGUGACAACUGAAAUUAAGGAGAUGCUCCACAAACAGACUAAACUGAAGCUGAGCUAGAAAGCACUGGAAUGACUCGGAAGUCCUAACAACCAUCGCCAUGGUGACGAUGGAAUAACCCUUAGAUCUUUCUUUUUCACUGGAGGACUUUUUUUUUGUAUUUUUUUGUUUGUUGUUUGUCUUUUUUUCACACUUGGGUGCGCAUGACCUCUCACCAUGCCGGCCAAAGGGAAGUACCUGCUGAACGACAAGGAGCUGAAACAGGAAGCGCUCUACAGGAAGUUCUCCUGCAUCAGCCAAUACCAGCCGCUGGUGCUGCUGCUGGGCCUCUCCAUGCUGUCCUGCGCCGGCCUGCUCAUCCUCUUCUUCUCCCUCAGCCUGAGUGCGCGGGAGCACACGGCGUUUGUGGCGGUGGUGAGCCUGGGGCUGUGUGUGUUCCUGGUGGUGUUCGUGCUGGUGUGUAUGGAGGUGCUGUCGCAGCGCUGGCGGCGGCUGCUGGGCCUGCUGGUGUGGGCCACGCACCUCAGCAUGGGCUUCACCUUCGUCUUCAGCGGAGAGCACAUCUGGGCCUGGGACCAAGUGCCAUUCUUUCUCUUCAUUAUCUUCACCGUUUACACCAUGCUGCCAUUCCAGAUGGCCUAUGCGGUCAUCCUCAGUAUCAUCUCCUCCUUGUCCCAUAUCAUUGUUCUGAGUCUACGGCUGGCCGUCUUCGACUCCAAAGACACUCCUCACUUAGCCAAGCAGAUAUUGUCCAACGCGGUGGUGUUCCUGUGUGGGAGUGUGGUGGGAGCCUUCCAUAAGGUCCUGAUGGAGAGGGCUCUGUGGCAGACCUUCAAGGACACCCUCAGCUGCCUGAGCAUCCGCAUGAAGCUGGAGAUCGAGAAAAGACAGCAGGAGAACCUCCUGCAGUCGGUGCUGCCCGUCUACAUCUCCAUGAAGAUGAAGCUGGCCAUCAUGGAGCGGCUGCGGGAGUGCAAGGACAAGGAGGAGCAGCAGCGGCUGGUCAAAGACAACAACUUCCACAGCCUCUACGUCAAGAGACACGAGAACGUCAGUAUUCUCUAUGCUGAUAUUGUGGGCUUCACACAACUGGCUAGUGACUGCUCUCCCAAAGAACUGGUGAUCAUGCUGAACGAGCUCUUUGGGAAGUUUGACCAGAUCGCCAAAGAAAACGACUGCAUGAGGAUAAAGAUUCUGGGAGACUGUUAUUACUGUGUGUCUGGUCUGCCUGUGUCACUGUCCAAACAUGCCAAGAACUGUGUCAAGAUGGGCCUGGACAUGUGCGAGGCUAUCAAACAGGUACGUGAGGCCACUGGCGUGGACAUCAACAUGCGCGUGGGCGUGCACUCUGGGAAUGUCCUGUGCGGAGUCAUCGGCCUGCGCAAGUGGCAGUUUGACGUGUGGUCUCAUGACGUCACCCUGGCUAAUCACAUGGAGUCGGGAGGUCUGCCCGGGCGAGUGCACAUCACGGAGUCCACCCUGAAGCACCUGAACAAGGCCUACGAGGUGGAGGAGGGCAACGGCCACGAGCGCGACCCCUACCUGAAGGAGAUGAAGUUGCACACCUACCUGGUCAUCGACCCUCGGUCCAAGGACCAGGCGCAGAACAAGAGCACAAAGCCGCGCGUGAACGACGGGCUGAAGAUGCGGGCGUCGGUGCGCAUGACGCGCUACCUGGAGUCCUGGGGCGCGGUCAAGCCCUUCGCACACCUGCAGAGCCGAGCCGAGGGCUUCCCCACCGACGCCAUGGGCAACGGCAAGGCCCGCAACAAGGACAUUCCAUUGAGAACACCACAGUGCCCUAAAAUCACAGAAAGCUUUGAUGAGCCUCACGAGGAGUCCUUCCCCUUGCCUGCCCCUCCGAACAGCACCUCUAAAUGCAAAUCUCAGAAGAGCAAGUUUGAUGAGGAGCUUCACAAUGAGAUGAUCACCACCAUUGAUGAACUGAGCUCCAGCAAGCAGUGGGUUAAAUCGGAGGAGAUCCGCAGCCUGACCAUGUGGUUCACUAAGAAGGAGCUGGAGAAACAGUACAGAGCCAUUGACCUGCCCAUCUUUAAGUACUACGUAGGAUGCGCCACGUUCAUCUUCUUCUGCAUCUUUUUGGUUCAGAUGUUUGUCACCAGGGAGCCGGGCAGUCUGGCCAUCGGGUUUGGGGUGCUGGUGUCUGUCCUCCUGCUGACCCUAGGCAUCUGCUUCUCUGGACAGAUACAGCGUCUGUUCCCUGACAAGCUGGCCUCCUGCCAGUGUCUACCUGCCAUCUCCGAGGCGGUGGUGAAGAGGCCUUUUGUACGCCUGCCGCUGGCGACCAUCAUCACGGCAGUCAUCAUCAUCAUGGCUGUUUUUAACCUGUGUUUUCUGGAGUCUCCUCUUCCAUCCCAGUCUGACACUCCUUCUGACCGCACUUGUCCCAACACCUCUCAUCUGAUCACAGAGGGCGACCUAGACUACCUCCCAUACUCGGUGUACAGCUGCAUCCUGGCACUGAUAGCCUGUGGGGUGUUUCUGCGGAUGAGCUUUGAGCUGAAAGUGCUGUUCCUGUCUGUGGCCUCGGCGGCCUACUACAUCAUCAUCUUCUACUCGCAGCAGUGUCUGUUCAUCUCCUACGGCGAGAUCCUCUACGCCGCCACUAACGGCAGUGAUGAUGACUUGUUUGUCCUGAAGAAGGCAGGACUCAUCAAACAUCCUCAGCUGAUGAGCUGCAUCUACGUCACCCUUUUCCUAGUGACCAUGCUCCUCAUCUCUCGACAUAACGAGCAUUGCUGCCGUCAAGACUUCCUUCUCAAGAACAAGAACCGCACGGAACAGGACGAGAUCAUGACUCGGGAGAACCUGAACCGGCUGCUCCUGGAGAACGUUCUGCCAGCUCACGUGGCCGCACGCUUCAUCGGCGAGAACAAAAAGAACGAGGACCUUUACUACCAGUCUUAUGACUGCGUGUGUGUGAUGUUCGCCUCUGUCCCGGAUUUCAAAGAGUUCUACACGGAGUGUGACAUCAACAAGGAAGGCCUGGAGUGUCUGAGGCUUCUGAAUGAGAUCAUCGCCGACUUUGAUGAGGUGUUGUCGAAGCCGAAGUUCAGCGGCGUGGAGAAGAUCAAGACGAUCGGAAGCACGUACAUGGCUGCCGCGGGCCUCAGUGCAAGUUCAGGCCAGGAAAAUAAUCAGGAGAGGCAACAGGCCCAGAUUGGGAACAUGGUUGAGUUUGCCAUUGCGCUGAUGGGAAAGCUGGAUGGCAUCAACAGGCACUCCUUCAACAGUUUCCGGCUACGUGUGGGUAUUAAUCACGGGCCUGUGAUCGCCGGAGUCAUCGGGGCCAGGAAGCCUCAGUACGACAUCUGGGGAAACACUGUAAACGUAGCCAGCAGGAUGGAGAGCACUGGAGAGUUGGGCAAAAUCCAGGUGACGGAGGAGACGUCGGACGUCCUGCACAAGCUGGGCUACUCGUGCGAGUGCCGGGGCCUCAUCAACGUCAAGGGGAAGGGCGAGCUCAGGACCUUCUUUGUGUGCACGGACAUGAGCAAGCAGCAGGGCAUGGGGCUCAGCUGAGCCCGGCUGGCUGUCUGCCGCCCACCCGCGCGAACAGCAAGCCAAGCUGCCGCAAAACAAAAAAACAACAAAAACAAACAAUCAGGUGGCUCCGGAAGUCUAUUGACAAUAUAUCCGCGUCGACACAAACAGACUGUUAUUCCAGACCAGGGCUGAACAUUUUUUUUGGCCACGGCGAUCCCUAGUGCUUACAAAAAAAGAAAUGUUCUUCAUGCUAACUCUGGAGUGGGAUAUAAAGAUGGAGAAGAUAAUGGCUUUAACAUAGCUGGCUGCUGUUUUAGCCUGCUGUUUGUUUGGCCUGAGAGUACAGCUGCAUCUCAAGGCCGUUUCAAGGAUGGAUGCACCACCACGACUCCAUCUUGGACUUACAGUCAGCAGGUGAAAUGUCGGGACUCUUAAGAGGAUGCCACUGAGAUGCCUCUGUAUUUUUACUCCCCUUAAUAAUGACUGGGAUCCAAUUGGUCUGAGCACUGUUCAACUGCUGUUUGUGUCAAGAUACUGAAGUUCGUUUUGAUGCCAGAAAAAAAACAUGACUGUGUCCUGUUACAAGUGGUCCUUUUCAGUCUGGCGCUUGUAUUUGUCUCUUCAUUUGUGGCCCAAUUUGCUCUUACCAGCCAUGAUGUGUUGAGACAUAUACUUAUGGCAACUAUACGUAAAUGCUUAAGGAUGGCCACUGCUAUGGAACAGUGGCUUGAUUUGGAAGUUACUUUGUAACGUAAAACUGCAGUGCAAGAGCUCAUCUGAAAGAAACCUUUUCAGCCACCUUUUCUGGGGGAUUUGGGACAAGGAAAUAAAUGGCCCUUUGACUUCAACCAUAGAUGGAGCAGAGCAUGAUCAUCUCAAAGAUUAAUCAAGAUGAGGGAAACCCCGCCUAGCUGUCCUGCUAUUGUCAGCAUGUGAAGCAUCACUUCUAAUGACUCUCCAUUACGUUUACUUGUCUGACUCAAUUUUUUGAAUUGCCUCUCUUAAAGCUGCUCAUGUGUCUUGUGUUGCACUGGACCUCUGCUUUUUAACUUGUCGGUGUUGACGACUCCUGUCCAUCGCUGCCUUGUCUUUGAGACGUGGACUCAAGUGCUGGUCUCGGCGUCCUCUCGGAGGGAAUUGCUGGUCAAUAAGAAAAUAUAUUGCUUUUUGGCUCUUUCCAGGAGGCAUUUAUUGCUAUGGACAUUAGCUGAGUCAGGGACCAAGAAGAAACUUUCAUGUGCCUCUAGGGGGGAAAUGGUCUUGUGUACUUUGGCUAUAUAACAUUCGAGUGCAAAACUUUCUUACUGUGUCAAUCCUGUGCUGCCUUUUGUGAUUUAUAAGCAGUAGCUUUGAGGAACAUCGUGUGCAUUUCCCCAACAUUUUUGUAUAGUAUAAAUGUAUAAUAAAUAAUUUCU